Messenger RNA from Clupea harengus (Atlantic herring), 2352 nucleotides. RefSeq names its product X-linked inhibitor of apoptosis (gene xiap). Gene Ontology annotation, molecular function: cysteine-type endopeptidase inhibitor activity involved in apoptotic process; ubiquitin protein ligase activity. Gene Ontology annotation, biological process: positive regulation of canonical Wnt signaling pathway; regulation of cell cycle; negative regulation of apoptotic process. The record is from RefSeq and is a predicted model, not a curated record. Lineage: Eukaryota; Metazoa; Chordata; Actinopteri; Clupeiformes; Clupeidae. Gene Ontology annotation, cellular component: cytoplasm; nucleus.
AAGUGGGACCAGAAAAAAUUCCUGAUGGGCACACACUUGCCACUGGAAUUGCGUGGGUGUCAAUGGACAGACUUUCAAUACGUCACAUCCGGAAGAGGUCGCUGGCCUGUCAUAGCUGAAGGUGGACCUAGAUCGUUUGGUAUAGAGGACAUUACAACACAGAUUAUAUUCGUUUGUCUGCGUAUUUUACAGAUUUUAAUCUCAAGAAAACCUGUUAAGGUAAGGGUUGUGGCCCUCUAAUUUACCAUGCUAUUCAAGAUGCUAUGAUGGCCAUGCUAGCUGAUUAACGUUAACGUUAACGUUAGAUCCUGAAAGUAGGAGACGGUCAAAGUGCAAAACGACGAAUCAGGCAAACAAUUCCUGGUUUAUUUAACAGAAACUUGACCACAUCUGUUGAACUAUGGCUGGAAACAAUGGUGAGCUACAGACAGAUGAAGGAAUGGACUGGUCCACAAUCAGUGCCCGUGUGAACUCUUUCCGCCACUUCCCCCGUGCUAAGGAAGUAUCUGCAGAGCGUUUGGCCAGGGCUGGCUUCUACUUCACGGGGGAAUCAGACCGAGUGCGCUGCUUCAGUUGUCAGCAAACGGUGGAGAACUGGAGCAGUGCUGACACGCCCGUCAACCGCCACCUGCAGGCAUCGCCCGCCUGCAAAUUCCUCAGCUGCGUGCACCGCACCGGCAACUUCGUCUUCCCCCCCCUGAGCAAUGGCUCCGUGUACGACGAGGCAGCCGAGGCCAUGGAGUUCAGCCUGCGCACCGGCGAGGUGGUGGAUGAGUCCACGUACCCCAUGGCUCCCCACAUGUGCGAGGAGGAUGCACGCAUCAGAAGCUUCGGCAGUGUGUGGCCUGCGUCUGCCCCGGUUCACCCACGGCAGCUGGCCCAGGCUGGACUGUACUAUCUUGGGGAGGCUGACCGGGUCCAGUGCUUCUGCUGCGGAGGCAUGCUGGCUGGCUGGGAGCCUGGGGACGAACCUUGGAGCGAACACACUCGGCACUUCCCCAACUGCUUCUUUAUCCUGGGCCAUGAUGUCGGCAAUGUCCCAUCCACACAGUCUCCAGGGAGCGAUGGCCCACGGGUCCCUAUGGAGUCCUUUGAGGAACGACUUGAGAGUUUCGCUGGAAGGCGGCAUCCUGUGGAUCAUGAGAGGCUGGCCAGAGCAGGGUUUUACAGCUCAGGUGCAUCAGACCAUGUGAAAUGUUUCCGGUGUGGGGGUGGUCUAAAAAACUGGCAACCAGAGGAAGAUCCUUGGGAGCAGCAUGCCAAGUACUACCCUGGGUGCAGUUUUCUUCUGUCAGAAAAGGGGCAUCAGUUUGUUAACAUUGUACAGCUUCAAAACCCGAUUGGGAGCAAUUCAGCUUCAAGUCAUCAUCAGAAUGGAUUUUCAAAGCAAGAGAAAGUGACAAACAUCAUGCAAUCUGAGAUAGCCCAAAAAGCAGUUGAGAUGGGGUUUGAUCCAAUCAAGGUAGAGAGGGGCAUUCUGGAGAAACUGCGCCGGUCUGGAGAGGGCUACUCCAGCAUUGAGAAUCUUCUACAGGAUAUCCUCAGCAACUCGGCUGAGAAUGACCCUGAGAUCUCCCAUGGAAAUGAUGAUGAGAAUCCUUUGGAGAAGUUGGAAAAGCUCCAGAGGGAGAAACAGUGUAAAGUUUGCAUGGACAGUGACGCCUGCAUGGUAUUCAUACCCUGUGGACACUUGGCCACCUGCCAGAGCUGCUCAGAUUCCCUUGACAAAUGUCCCAUCUGUUGUGCGAAUAUCAUACAAAGAAUUAAGACUUACAUCUCCUAAGUGUUUACAUUUAGGGGUUGAAAUUGAAGUGCUGCUUUUUUUUUUUUUUUUUUAUAUAUAUAUAAAACUAAUCAUUCCCGGGAGUGUGUAUAUAGAUUUUAUUUAAGUACAUUUGUAUAUGUAGACAAGGGAAAUGUUCAGCAAGAUUAUCUUUUUCUAUCCCAGAGUAACGAUGUACAGAUGUAUAAUAUACCUGUGUUUGAUUACACAGUAAGUAAAGAAAUAGAAAUACUUUUGUUUGUGAAACAUACACUCAGAAAUGUGCUACACAUUUGAGUUAUACUUCGCGUAGGACGCUUUCUAGAUACACCCUGUAAAGUGUGCCUUACUCAAACUCACCUUUCUCUGAUCAGUUUGCUAUUUUUUUCGUUAAUUAAUUAAUUUAUUAUUAUUUCAUUUACAACCUGGGUCCACAUCUUGCCUGGGGACUUGCAGGCAUUUACGCAAACAUAAUAUCAUCUGCUUGACCGAAAAAGGCUCAAUCUUUUGAUAACCUGUUUUGACAUUCUUCCUAUGCAAGUGUGGCUUUAUGCACUUUACGAUCAUGUUUAAUAAAUUGUUUUAAUGUA